This is a messenger RNA of Prorocentrum cordatum, 4233 nucleotides long. NCBI's taxonomy places the organism in Eukaryota, Dinophyceae, Prorocentrales, Prorocentraceae. The record is from the annotation of a GenBank genome assembly.
AUGGCCGACAAGGGCUGCGCAGCCACAGCCGGCCCCCCUCACUAUCUCGCCCUCGCGGGCGGCCCCCGGAACCGCGACGAGCAGUCGCACGAGCGCGCGCCCAAGCAGCGACGGCAGAAGGCAGGCCCCGUACACCCAGCGGCCACCGUGGAGGGCACCGACUCGGGGGACGAGACAGCCGCGGAGGUGAUGAGAGGCUACCUGAACACAGCUCAACGGCAGCGAGCUCUGGAGAGCUGCCUCUCCACGCACUUCAUGCCCCAUGAGCACCAGCUCAACUACGCGACGAUCGGAGCCGCUCAGAAGUAUUCCGACACCGUCAAGGAGGAGCCCACGGACCACGGACUGGGACCACCCAGCCCUCAGGUCGGGCUUGCAGCUCUCGAGACGAUCAGCACACAGGAGGUCCUCAGGCAGAGGAAGGCGCACCUAGUCGAGCAUCUGAAGUCGCUAGAGGCCCUCACUCAUCAGCUGAAGGUCUCUCACACGAUGUCCGGCCCGGCGCUGCUGAGACUGUCGGACAGGACCUCCUCGCCGAGGCAGGGGCCGCUCGUGGUGACCGGGAGGCGGCUGUCCAGGAAGCGGGGCGCCGUGCCCGUGACGACCGUGGGCCAGGUCCUGCUGCUCAGCGGCCGCGCCCUGAGCGCGAAGAAGAAGUGGAGCGGGUGGGCCUGUUCCCCGGCAGCCCCGCAGGCCUCCACGGAGAGGCCCAGCGCGGGAGCCGGCGCGGGCGCUGCGCCGGAGGCCGCCCGCCUGGUCGAGUUCGAGGCCCUGCACGCGUUCUCGCACCGCCUGGACACCUCGGGGGCCAUCGCCAGCCUGCCGCUGCUCCGGUGCAGCGCGGGAGCCGUCGAGGAGUGCGCGGACGGCAGCGGCUGGAGACUGCGCGUGUCGGAGGACGACUGCGACGAGGAGGUCGCGGACGCAGCUGGGGCGCCCGCGUGCAGCGCGGGCUGCCAGAGCGCGGGCGCCUCGCUGCAGGAGCGCAACGGGUGGACGCUGAUCUUCAACUCCCGCGACAGCUGCGAGGAGUGGCAGAGGGCCAUCCGCAUCGCGUGCUCGGCGGCCAAGGCACAGGAGGCGGGCCGCCGGCGCACGCACGAGGAGGCCCUGGCGGAGUACGACGCCGACCCCGAGGCGUGGCGGCGCGGCGCCCUGCGGCGGCUCACCGAGGCGGAGCAGAGCGCCGCCAGCGCCAGCGCCCCCGCCGGGCUCCGGAUGGUGAUCCGCGCCUGCGACGAGGCGUGGAGCGACGCCAGGGAUCUCCUCGACGGGGCCCUGCAGCAGAGGCCCUGGCACCGGGACGCCUGCGAGGCGGUGCUGGAGGCCGCGCUCGGGCCGUCUGGCGCGUGCGCCGGGCGCGCGUGGGCGCGCUGGAGCGGCGAGCUGUCUCAGAACGACGGCCGCACGCUGCUGCGGUGGCUGGACGCGCGGCGGGCGGCGGCGCACCGCAUGGGCGUGGUGUACCCUGCGCUGAACGCGGCGAUCGCGGGGCUGUCGGCGGAGCUGAGCCUCCGAACGGGAGAGCACCUGCGGCGCAUGUCGGCGAGCCUGCUCGGCAAGGAGCUGGGGGUUGCCGCCAGGCCGCGCCAGGCGCAGCUGCUCGGGGCGUCCUCGGGCGCGUCCUUCACCGUGCCGGCUGCGAGCACGCUGCCUGUAGACCUGUUCGCGCUCGUAUGCUCGUGCUUCCCAGAGGCCGAGGACAAGGAGCCUGUCGAGCUUCUGCUGAGCUCGAGGCGCGUGGCCAGAUUCGUCAUCUUCGAGGUCCAGGGGGCCCUCUACCGCUGGCUGCUGGAGACGCACCAGCAGAUCGCCGAGGACGUGCUGGGCGGGCGUGGGCCUGCCGCCGGCUCCAGGGAGCGCGCAAAGCCGCUGCCGCCAGGCGUGUGGGCGUGGCUUGAGCGCGUGGCGGCGCUGACGAGAGACAUACCGGGCUUUCAGGAGCAGUGCACGCAGUGGAGUGCCAGGCUGUCUGACGCGGAGAGCUCCUCCUCGGGGAUGAGCCGCCAGCCAUGCGCCGACGACAGGGACGAGCUCGGGCGCACGGCGCUGCCGCUCGAGUGGAGCCUUGGGCCCGAGGCGGAGCGCUUCGCAGAGCUGGAGGGCACGCUGCUCUGGGCGGCCUGCGACGUCGCCUCUCUCGAGUGGAGGCGGCGGGCCCUGUCCGAGACGGCCGCCCACGGGCUGAAGUCCCUGCAGGACCACCUCGACGGCCCCUUGCAGGGCCUGCGCGGCAUGCUGGAGGCCGCCCAGUUCGAGAGCUUGCUGCGGAAGCUCUUCCACGUGUGCCUGGCGGCGCUGGUGCUCCGCCUGUCCCGCCGCCAGUGCUCGCAGGGGGCGACGGCCAUGGCGGUCGCGAGGCAGGAGGCGGAGUACCUGUGCAGCUACUUCCAGUCACAAGCGGCGCGGGCAGUGCUGGCGGGCGCCGCCGAUGCCCCGCCGCCGCCGCCGCCGCUGGAAGGCGGGGCCGACUUGGCGGAGGCCGGUGCGCCCUGGGGGCAGCCGCCGUGGGAGUUCGCCAUGGUGGCGCAGGUGCUCCAGGUGGUGACCGAGUCGGCGAUGUCUUCCCGGCGGCAAAGCCGGAGCAGCGGCGGCAGCACGCCGACGGGGAGGAUCACCCCGGGCGGCCCGGGCACCCCGGGGGGCGCGAUGGACGCGCGGAGCCCGGGCAGCGCGCACGCGGGCGCCGAGCUGCGGGGCGGGUCGCUGCCGAGCACGCAGGGCCUCGGCCAGCUCGUGCGGGUGGUGCAGCCGGAGCGGCAGCUGCCGCUGGCGGAGCUCGCGGCGUGGUUCGGGGACGGGCCCGCAGGGCUGCGGGGCUGCUUCGAGGAGCUGCCGCCGAGCGACGGCUUCGGGGGGGCCUACCUGCCCCCCCGGGCGGAGGACGGGCCGGCGGGGAGCAGGACCCCGCCGCGGUCGCCGGUCCAGAGCAUGCCUCCGGUGAUCAGGUCGGCGAGCUGGAACAGUAACGACUCCAGGAGGCGCAGCUCACUCAUAGGGGCCUCUUCGGCCGGCCCUCCCCCCGGCCGUCCCUGCUGCUGGAGUCCCCCCGGUCCGGGUCGCCGGAGCCGCCCGGGCGCCUGGGGCCGGAGCGGGGGAGGGCGCUGCUGGCGUCGAGAGGGGAGCUGUGCGAGCUGCGCGUGGAGGAGGCGGGGGCCUACGGCGCCUUCUGCUGCGUGGGCCUGCGGGCACCGCCCGCGGAGGGCGAGCGCGGGGCACCGCCCACGGCGCCCGCGCGGCUGCGCCGGUGGGCGCAGCUCGCCCGCGCGGGGCACCGCAGCCCGCCGGUCUUCGAGGUGCUCGAGUGCGGGCCCGCGGGGUCGGGGGACCAGCGCGCGGCGCCGCUCGUGUCCCACAGGCUGGACGCGCUGAGGGAGGCCGCGCUGCGCAGCACCACGGAGCUGGAGCUCACCUUCGCCCGCGUGCGGCCGGCGGUGCUCGGGGAGAGCUUCACGUCCGGCGGGCACGACGUCGAGCUCAGGCAGUACGUGGUGAGGUUCGACUGCCCUUCGCACCUGUUCCGGUGGCGCCUGGUCCUCGAGGCGUGGUGGCAGCCGCCUCCGGGGGCGGCGCCCCUCAGGGAGCAUCGCCCCGUGGUGGUGCUGACCAGCGAGGCCGCGCCCGCGGAGGAGGCCUGCGCGCCCGCCGGGUUCCCGCAGGACCAGCUCACCUGCGGGGUGCUGGAGGGGCGCCUCGGCGCCCUGUGGAGCAGCGUGAGGACCAAGCUGCAGGCCGCUGCCCAGCGCUCGUAGUCGAGCGCUGGAGGGAAGCCUCGGCGUCCUCUGGAGCAGCCUGAGGACCAAAAUCCAGGCCACUGCCCAGCGCUCGUAGUCGGCGCGGGCACCUUUAUCUCACCACGCCACGCGCGGUUUUGAGUCGCAAGCACUGAGAGCCAAGCUCCCCGUCCGACACUUUGCACCCAGAGUCCGGGUCCCAGCAGAUUACAGCAAGCUGAGCCGAUCAUUGUCAAAUGGCUGGUGGGAUUUGCCUCCGUCGGUCCCAGUGCUUCUUCAGCAGUCUCACGGAGCGGGCCGCGUGGCUCUGGAAGCCCCUGCGCGUGCACGAUGCUGUCACCGCAAGGCGGGCCCGGCGCCUGCGGAAGACGUUUGUUUCGGCCCUGCUCUUUUCUGAGGGUGCUCCUAGCCCAGGAGGCAUGGACAGUGUGGCAUGUGGCCUGGUGGGCAACAGGCCUCCUCCUCCUCCUCCUCCUCCUCCUCCUCCUCCUUCUCCUCC